AUGAAAAGAGAUGAUUUAUCAUCGUCCCCAAUUGUUCAUGUUAAGAAUGGUUCAAUUCAAGGUCAAGUUAUUGAACGUUUCAACCAGGAUGCUUAUUUAGGUAUUCCAUAUGCUCAACCUCCAUUAGGUUCUUUAAGAUUUGUUAGCCCUCAAUCUUUAAAUCAAUCUUGGUCAGAUGUUAAAACUUUUGAUACUUAUGGACCUUCAUGUUUUGCUAGUGGAAGUAACCAAAGCUCUCAAUUACCUCAAUCUGAGGAUUGUUUGAAGUUGAAUGUUGUCAAACCAAGAGGUUAUGACAAUUCUUCUGUAAAAUUACCUGUUGCUGUUUGGAUUCAUGGUGGCUCUUUUAUGGAUGGUUCAAGUACUAGACCUUCCUAUAACUUGUCAUAUAUUGUGGAAAAUUCCGUGGAUAUCGGUAAACCAUUUAUUGGUGUUUCACUCAAUUAUAGAUUGACUGGGUUUGGAUUUUUGAGAUCUCGUGAAGUUGAGUACAAAGGUUAUACAAAUGUUGGAUUACGUGAUCAAAUCAAGGCUAUUCAAUGGGUUCAUGAAAAUAUUGAAGCUUUUGGUGGUGAUCCUAAUCAUUUAGUUAUUUGGGGUGAAAGUGCAGGUGGUUACUCUGUUGGUAAAUUGUUAAACUCUGGCCAAUUGGGUGAUUAUGUUAAAGGUGCCAUUAUGGAGAGUGGUACAAGUAUGUUUGCAGAUUAUUUUGCUGAUACCUUAGUUACUGCUGAAGAUGAUUUUGCCAAAUUGUCAAAUCACUUUAAUUGUUCAGAAGCACCAAGCUCAUUUGAAUGCUUACAACAUGUUGAUGCUCAUGAAUUGAAUCAUGUUUUUAAUGAAACCAAUAAAAUCAUUAAAGGUGGAUUUCAUCAAGCUUAUGUUGAUGGUGAUAUCAUUCCGAAAUCAAGUUAUUUAUCCUUACAAGCUGGGGAAUAUAAAAAGAUUCCAUUGUUAUUGGGCUCAAAUUCUGAUGAAGGUUACGAUUUUAUCAAUACCACUUUGAACACAACUGAAGAAUUCAAAGCGGCAUUGGCUAAAGACUUUCCAUAUCUAACAAACUCUUCAAUCGAUAAAUUGGAUGAAUUAUAUCCUUUAGGGGAUGCGUCAGUUUCUUCUCCGUUAGAUCCAACUUAUAACAAUACUCCAAUUGAAUAUCCUUCAUCUUAUGGGAAACAAGCUCCAAGAAUGAGUGUCCUUUGGGGUGAUCUUUUGUUUAUAGCAGGUGCUAGAAAAACUGCUGAAAUAUUUUCUAGAGAUGGUGUUCCAGUUCAUAAAUAUAGACAUAAUAUUCCAGACAAUGAGACUUUUAAUGAACCUUUUAUUGGGGCUAAACAUUUCACAGAGAUUGUUUACGUGUUUGAUAAUUCAGAUGAACCUGAACAUUCAACAUUGGGCGAAAUUAUGUUUGAUGAUCCAAGAAUUCCAAAUGUUUCAAAAAGUAUUUCCAAAAUGUGGGCAAGUUUCAUUACAGAUUUAGAUCCAAAUUUGAAUCAAGAUCAAUUGAACAUUGAUGAUGUUCCAAAGUGGCCUGAAUAUAGAGAUGGUGCUCAAAACAUUGUUUUCGAUAUCAAUGGGUUUUACUUGGAGGACGAUACAUGGAGAAAAGAACAAUUCAAAUUUAUUGAAUCUAUUGAAGUUGAGCAAUUAGAAAUGAGAUAG
Hansenula anomala is the source of this 1662-nucleotide messenger RNA. RefSeq lists its product as uncharacterized. Bases 1 to 1662 code for a protein of 553 amino acids. The record is from RefSeq and is a predicted model, not a curated record. The transcript has a single exon. NCBI's taxonomy places the organism in Eukaryota, Fungi, Ascomycota, Saccharomycetes, Phaffomycetales, Wickerhamomycetaceae.